Molecule: messenger RNA, 1787 nt
Organism: Neocloeon triangulifer
Lineage: Eukaryota; Metazoa; Arthropoda; Insecta; Ephemeroptera; Baetidae
Product: gamma-soluble NSF attachment protein-like
Exons: 9
Coding region: 248-1216 (322 amino acids)
Biological process (GO): intracellular protein transport
Cellular component (GO): vacuolar membrane; SNARE complex
Molecular function (GO): soluble NSF attachment protein activity; syntaxin binding
Source: RefSeq, a predicted model, not a curated record
CAGGAGCAAGUAAACCCUUUCGCAGAAGUGCAAUUAUUUACGUCCUCCCUGCCCCUUGGCGAAUGGCGCAUUGGCGAAAUUGACAUACAUGGUUUCGAGCGGACCUGUCUGUCACACCUGACAUGGUGCACGGCUCUCUCCUGACGACGAACUGAAGAAGGAAUUCCGUCGAUUUGCGAGGAAGACAAAUUCGCUGGCAACCCUUGUGUGUCCAUAAUUAUUCGCGAAUUUUGCCCAGUCAAUUGUAAUGGCAUCGAACAAGAAAUUCGAAGAAGGACUCGAGCACAUAAAAAAUGCAGAGAAGUGCAUGAAAACUUCUCUGUUGAAAUGGAGACCUGACUAUGACAUUGCCGCAGAUGAAUAUCAAAAAGCUGCCACUUGCUUCAGGGUUGCAAAAUCAUUUGAGCAAUGUAAGGAUUGCCUAAUGAAAGCUGCUGAUUCCAACAAGCAGAAUCGAUCAUUUUUCCACGCUGCAAAGAAUUACGAACAAGCAAUAUUGGUUUGCAAGGAGCUUGGAGAUCUUCGAGAUGUUCAAAAACUUGCAGAAAAAAGUUGCCAUCUAUACCAGCAGCACGGAUCAUGCGACUCUGCAGCAAUGGCGCUGGACAAGGGUGCAAAAAUCAUUGAAGGACAGUAUCCCGAGCAAGCUCUCCAGCUAUAUCAGAGAGCUGCGGACGUUGUAAUGCUGGAGGACAAUGCCAGGCUGGGAUCUGAGUACGCAAGCAAGGUUGCAAGAAUCAUGGUCAAGUUGGGAAUGUACGAUCAAGCGACGGACGCUAUCAGGAGAGAAAUCGGACUUCUCCAGCAGACGGAGAGUACUGGAUCGAUUGGUCGGCUUGCUGUGGCUUUGGUGUUGGUUCAGCUUGCCAGAGGAGACACAGUGGCUGCUGAAAAGGCGUUCAAAGAAUGGGGAAACUGUUGCGACCCCCAGGAGGUUCAAACCCUAGAGCAGCUGCUUCAAGGAUUUGACGAGGAAGAUCCGGAAAUGGCUGCAAGGGCGUUGAGCAGUUCAUUCAUUAAGCACAUGGAUGUUGAGUAUUCCAGGCUAGCCCGUGACCUGCCUCUGCCCCGCGGUACGGCCCCAUUGUCGAAAGCAUCAGUCAUUGAGAAAGCUGCACCAUCCUACAUAUCACCUAAUAAGGGCGGACAAGCUGAGGAGGGAGCAGCUGGUGGUGCUGAUAAUGACGACGAUGAAGGUGGUUUUGGUCUCUGCUAAUAAGUUACAAGAAGGCGCAGCAAGUUACUUUCCUUUACUCAAAUAGAAUAUGAGGGGGACGAGUGGAGGCUCAGCAUUCGUCCUCGCUCAUAUUCGAGUGAGUCAUUCCGUUCUUUUGAAUUACCAAUGCAUAAGUAUAUAUAUAGUAAAACUAAACUUUAAACCAAGCAACAUCUUAAUUGUUGCUUUUUAGAAUCAACUAAAUUAAAAAAUUGUAGCUGCUAUUUAACAUCCCUCAUUAAAUGUACUAUUUGAAAGCGUCCUCCCACCAAAAUGAAGCUGAAAUUUAAGUACUAUAAUUCCAAGUCCAGGUGAUACAGCUUAGAAACGCUCGAAUUGAUUACUCUUGAUUGUGUCAUGUUGAAGAGAGCUAGUCAUACAAAAUGAUGACUUAUUUUUUGGAAUUGUUGAUUGGAUGUUUGUGUUAACCAAUUUUAUGGUCCACACUUAAUUGAUGUUCCCAACGAGGUGUCAUUAUGAGAUCUCUGUAUGUUGAAUUUGUAUAUUAAAUCCUAUAUUAUUAUUUUUCCUGUACAUACCAAUAAAAGUUGAUUAUAAAUGUUGAUGCAAA